Messenger RNA from Bursaphelenchus okinawaensis, 339 nucleotides. Lineage: Eukaryota; Metazoa; Nematoda; Chromadorea; Rhabditida; Aphelenchoididae. The record is from the annotation of a GenBank genome assembly.
AUGAACAAGCUUCUCAUUCUCCUCCUAGCCAUCACCAGCCUCACAGUAACCGCCGAAAACCGCGCGAAACGCCAACUUUUGAGCGUUCUAGCGGCCGAGAACGCUGCCCGCCGUGCCGAAAUCAAUUCGGCCGUCGCCACCAACUUGGCUAUGGCAACUGCGAAUGCGGCCCGGAUCCGUGCCCAAAACACGGCCCUGAUCGAGCAGCAAAUGAUCGCGAACAAUGCUCGGCGAACGGCGUUGGCCGCGCAGGCCAACGCCAAUUUGAACGCGGCGGAGCUGCGAGCUGCGGCCAACACGGCUCGAAUGGGCAUGGGAUAUCCAUUUAUGUAUGGAUAA